Molecule: messenger RNA, 1432 nt
Organism: Medicago truncatula (barrel medic)
Lineage: Eukaryota; Viridiplantae; Streptophyta; Magnoliopsida; Fabales; Fabaceae
Product: tobamovirus multiplication protein 2A
Exons: 7
Coding region: 228-1070 (280 amino acids)
Cellular component (GO): membrane
Source: RefSeq, a predicted model, not a curated record
GGGCAGUAAUGUCAUUUAGUUGUUCCAAUCCAGACACGUUCGCUCGCACACAUUCUUUUCCAGACAGUCAUCAUCGUUUCUUUUUCCUGUUUGAUUUUCUUUUCACUCAUCCCAAAAAUUUCAACAAUCGUAGAAAUCAUCCAUUCUAAUUUAGAAAAAAAUAUUGUGCAUUGGAAACUGUUUCGAUUUUAAUUGAAGGAUUCAAGUGACAUUGUGAGUAGAGGAGGAUGGCUUGUAGGGGUUGCUGGGAAUGUCUAUUGAAGCUUUUGAACUUCAUUCUGACCAUUACGGGUCUGGCAAUGGUGGGAUAUGGGAUUUAUCUGCUGGUUGAAUUCAGUAGAGCUUCGGAUAAUUCUAUGAUGCUUUCUGCUCCCAGUGAUGAUCAAACUCUAGUUCAACUUGGCCGACCUAUGCUUAUGGCUUUGCCUCUUUCUGAUAACAUUUUUGAUAAUUUGCCUAAGGCUUGGUUUAUUUACUUAUUCAUUGGAGUUGGGGCAGUUCUCUUUGUCAUUUCUUGUUUUGGUUGUAUUGCAUCUAUGACACGGAAUGGUUGCUGCCUGAGCUGUUAUUCAAUUUUGGUGGUCUUGUUGAUCUUAGUAGAGCUUGGAUGUGCAGCCUUUAUAUUUUUUGACAAAAGCUGGAAAGAGGAGAUUCCAAGGGACAAAACUGGAGAUUUUGAUAUGGUAUAUAACUUUCUGAGAGAGAACUGGACUAUUGUGAAAUGGGUUGCUCUUGGGAUUGUUAUCUUUGAGGCACUUCUUUUCAUCUUAGCCCUUAUUGUCCGGGCUGCAAAUAGGCCAGUAGAUUACGAUAGUGAUGAAGAGUUCAUUAACCCAAGGCAGCAAGCCCGUCAGCCUUUGCUCAAUAGACCAGCAGGACCUGCACCAGGUGUACCAGUUACAGGCACAACUGAUCCACGUUCCAACAGAAAUGAUGCAUGGAGUACAAGGAUGAGGGAGAAGUAUGGGCUGGAUACAUCGGAAUUCACAUACAAUCCAUCCGAGUCACAGAGGUUCCAGCAAGUAAACUCACAACCAGCUGAAGAGAGGAGCCGUUGUACCAUAAUGUGAGCACUCCAUAGCCACAGCUGGCUGAAUUUCAAAGAUUGUUGUUGUGGGCAAUGAAUUUGAGGCUAGAAGUUUUUCAAAAAAAUGUAUUUUGCUUAACUUGUCUAUCAUUCACACUACUGUGGAUCUCCAUCACUUUUUUUCCAUGACAUGAAAACACAUCUUCAUUUUGUUGUGUGUAACAUUCUGUUGAGUUGAGAAAACAUCACCAUAGUUUAGGGAGUAAAUGAAGAUGUUAAACGCAGUGUUGUCAGUAAUUUGGGGUCGAAAUCGGUGCUUUAUGUUGCCCUAAAUUUGAGUUGAAUGUAUCUAUGUAAAGCUACUACCUCACAAUUUAAAAUACAUAACCUUCAUUCUGGUGUUUA